AUGCUCACGGCGCAGAGGCCUCUACUUGAUGCCUCGGCUGCGAGCUACUGGCGGAGCCUCCAGAACGCAUCCAUCGCCCUCGAGUCGGCAAAGGCCAUGCUCGGCGUCUCCACGGGCGUCUGUCCUAUCACCGGCAUGCGUCGCCGCAUCCUCCGCUUUGGCCGCGGUAUGACUCGCGUCGCCACUGCCUGGGUCUUCCGCCCCGACUCGCUCAUCAAGCGCUGGGCCCACGUCUUUGCCAUCGCAUCGAACCUCACCUACCGCCUCUCCCGCCGUGCCUUUGCCCGACUGACGGGCUGGGAUGCGGCCUCCUCCACCGUCGAUCUCCUCUUCGCCAUUCUCGCUCGCCCGCCACCGCCCUCCAAGAAGAAGCGCCUCUCGUCCCGCGCUCCCUCCGUCCCACUCCUUGAGUUUCUCGCUUUUGCCUCGGCCUUUGCUGGCGAGGCGCCACAGAAGCUCCGCCUCAUGUUUGUCUUCCUCAUGGCAGCCGGCUCCACCACAGCCGGCGCUGAGCUCUCCCUCGCCACCCUCUGCAACAUCCCGCAUCUCAUUCUUGCCGCUCCCGGCGGCGCUGCCCUCGCUGGCGACGAUCUCGUCGCCGAGAUCCACAGCUCGUGGCUCGCCUCCUCGGUCGCCGCCGACAACGAGGCCUUCUCCCCGAGCCUCUCGCGCUCGCGCGCCAUCUCGUUUUCGUCGCCGGCCUCGCCGACCCGUCCGGUCGGCAGCAUCGUCCUUGACUGGCCGCGCUUCAUCUCCGCCUUUACCUGGGGCGAGCUCGAGCAUGCCACCGAGCUCACCCUCCACAUCCACGCUACACCCACCACUCGCCAGUGGCGAUCCUGGCUCACAACCCACCGCACAUACUCGACAGUCGCCUUCUCACCAGACGCACCGCUUCUGGCCGCCCUCCUCGCUGUCGCCGAGGAUCUCAAGCUCUCACCCAACGUCGGCCGUGAGCGCGCGAAACUCUGGAUGGCACAGUUUGCGCUCCAGGAGCUCGCCACCGUCGGCGACGUUCUCGCCCUCGAGCCGGCUCAGUGGAGCUCACUCGCCACUGCCACAGACCUGCCCGCAGGCGUUCUCGCCCGACUCGCCUCUUACGGCAUCUCCGGCUCGGCAUCCAGCGCGGCGCCGGCGACCUCGCACCUCGCAUCGCUCCGGGCCUCGGUCGCCGCCGCCGCUUCCACCGCCCGCAUGCAUGCCAAGCUCGACCCAGCGUUUUGCCUCUGGCUUGCCCUCAUCUGCCUUGCUGUCACCCUCGAGUCAGUCUACAUCGCGCGUAUCGCCCGCUCCUACGCAGCACACCGCAUUCUUGGUGCCUCGCUCGUUGCCGCCAAGGUCUUUGCCGCGGGUAUCCGCGUCGGCGUCGCGUUUCUCUUUCUCCCGGUCUGCCUCGCCACCUACACCACCGUCGUUCGAGUCUUUCUGCCGCGCAUGCCUCGCUCCGCCACGCUCUGGCUCCGGCCCUCACAGGAGCACAUGAUGCUCUUCCAUCGGCUCGGCGGAGUGGCCACCUUUGCCUGCGCUCUCGGCCACACCGCUGCUCACGUUGUCAACGCCUUUCGCACUGCCGCUGCAUCGCAGGCUGAUCGCGACCUGGCCUUUGCGCCGGGCACCCCGCUCGCCGCCUUUCGCACCCACAACUCGCCGCUCACCAUUGUCUUCUCGACCUGGCUCGGCCUCUCCGGCAUCCUUCUCCUCCUUCUGAUGCUCGCCAUUGUCCCGCUUGCACACCCGAAGAUCCGCCGCAUCGCCUUUGAGGUCUUUUACUACCCACAUCAGCUCGCGCUCGUCCUCCCGCUCCUCCUCGUCGCGCAUCCCACCACCCUCCGUACCCUCUACUACAUCGCACCGGGCUAUCUUCUCUACCUCAUUGCGCGCGGCAUCUCGGCGCCACACGCGCUCGCCGACGCCCGCAUUGUCGCGCUCGACGCGCUCCCGGGAUCGGUCGUCCAUGUUGCCUUUGUCAAGUCGGCGCGCAUGACGCGCGCCCUCGCCCUCGGCGACUACGUCCACCUCCACCUACCAAGCAUUUCCAAGCUGCAGUGGCAUCCGUUCUCGGUCGCCUCCUCGCCGCUUAUGGAGCACGUGCACGUGUAUUUUAAGGCUGUCGGCGCCCGCGACUCUUGGACCCGUCAGGUCUACGCGCUCGCCGAGUCCUCCGCGUCCGGCAUCGAGGACCCGACGUCACCGGCGUCAUCGCUCCGGCUCUACGUCGCGGGCCCGUUUGGCUCGGACCCGCACCCGUAUCUCUCCUACCACCGCGCCGUCCUCAUCGCGUCCGGCAUCGGGGUCACUCCCUACGCCGCCGUCCUCUCCGACAUCAUUUUCCGGCUCCAGCACGGUCUCGCUCUCCCACUCAAGCAUCUCCACUUUUGGUGGGUCUGCCGCGACCUCGACUCGUUCCGUUGGUUCCAGGACGUGCUCGAGGUGCUCGAGUCCCAGUUCUACACCUCUAUCCACGAGCCUGAUCUCACCCUCGACGUUCGCCUCUUUGUCACCCGCGACGUCUUUCUUGCGCUCCCUUUUACCGAUGUGGUCUCCGACUCGGGCCUUCUCGCCCGGCCCAACGCCGCUGUCGGCGUUUUCUUCUCUGGUAACUCCUCGCUCGCCUCGGCCGUCUACGCCGCCACCACUGCCGUCUCGGCCACGUCGCUCGUCGACUACCACUUUCAUCUGGAGACCUGUUUUACGCCCUAA
Molecule: messenger RNA, 2700 nt
Organism: Thecamonas trahens ATCC 50062
Lineage: Eukaryota; Apusomonadida; Apusomonadidae
Product: NADPH oxidase
Exons: 2
Coding region: 1-2700 (899 amino acids)
Cellular component (GO): plasma membrane
Molecular function (GO): oxidoreductase activity
Source: RefSeq, a predicted model, not a curated record